GUCAGAGAUUACUUUCAUAUUCCCCAUUGUCUUUUCUCAAAACUAAAUAUAUCCAAUUCCCCCAGUCUCUCACAAAACUAAGUUCCCAGUUCCAAUCAUAAAUCAUUUUGCUGAAAUAGGAAAAAACAGAAAGUUUAUAUUACCAUAAGAGAGAUCGUAGAGGUCGCAUAGUAUAUACAGAUAGUGCUGUAUAUCGCUUGUAAGAAUGGUAAAUAAACUAGAUUCAGUGCCUGGAAUGAUAGAGGUACAUAGGCAAGCUAUGAAAUUUCAUUUUAAUGUAUGCUGAUUAGCGUACAUUCAAAGUGACAAUAAAAUUAUUCUAAUCUAAUCUAAGAUCAUAGAUCCAUAGGUACCUCCUUGAAAUUUAUAGGCUUGCUUCUGACCUCAAUUGUAAAAAUCAGCAUCUUUAAUUUCCAAGUUAGGUUGAGAGAGGAAACAAAUAAAAUUGGAGUAAGCCUUCACCUAUGUAUGUUUGUUUGUGUAUGUACACAAAUAAAAACAUCUAGUAACUGCCCAAAGCCUGGAAAAUAUAGAAAGUAUGGCUCCAUCCACUUCUUUGAUAGACAGUAAUUCUGGAAAGUUUGUGAAUCCUUUCGAAUUUUCAAUAUGUCUGCAUAAACAUGAUCUGAAAUAAGAUCUGUUCUCACAAAUCCUAAAACUAGAUAGAAAAUCCAGUUAAACAAAUGAAUCAAAAACAUUGAGGAAAAAUUGAUCCAAAGCUACUUAUUUGCACAUGGAAGGAUUGAGGGCGGAAGAAGAAGGGGACGACGGAGAACGAGGUGGCUGGAUGGAGUCACUGAAGCGAUGGGCGUGAGUUUAGAUGGACUCCAGAGGAUGGUGGACAGGAAGGCCUGGAGGAAUGUUGUCCAUAGGGUCGCGAUGGGUCGGACACGACUUCGCAACUAACAACAACAACAAAAUACAAAACAAUUGGUAAAAUUGGAGAGGGGACAUUUUCUGAUGUUCUGAAGGUACAGAGUUUAAACAAUGGACGUUGCUAUGCUUGUAAACAAAUGAAACAGCAUUUUGAAAGCAUUGAUCAAGUGAAUAACCUGAGAGAAAUUCAAGCAUUAAGGCGAUUGAAUCCACAUCCAAAUAUCCUUACAUUGCAUGAAGUGAUUUUUGACAAGAAAGCUGGUGCUGUUGCAUUAAUAUGUGAACUUAUGGACAUGAAUAUUUAUGAAUUGAUCAAAGGAAGGAAAAAACCAUUGCCUGAAAAGAAAAUAACGAAUUAUAUGUACCAGUUAUGCAAAUCUCUUGAUCAUAUACACAGAAAUGGAAUAUUUCACAGAGAUGUGAAACCUGAAAACAUAUUAAUAAAGUUUCCACAGGCAAAGUCAAUAAGGAAACAGACUGAAAAUUGCAAGUUCCAGGCAGCUUGCAAGGAGGCUGGAGGGCAGCAAGAUCUUCUCAAGCUUGGAGAUUUUGGAUCCUGUAGGAGCAUACAUUCUAAGCAGCCGUAUACAGAAUAUAUCUCUACCCGCUGGUAUAGGGCACCUGAAUGUCUUCUUACAGAUGGUUACUACAGUUAUAAAAUGGAUAUCUGGAGUGCUGGCUGUGUGUUUUAUGAAAUUGCAAGUUUCCACCCGCUUUUUCCUGGAUCGAAUGAAUUGGACCAAAUAUCAAAAAUCCACGAUAUCAUAGGUACCCCACCUAAGAAGAUUCUUCAUAAGUUCAAACAGUCAAGAGUGAUGAGUUUUGACUUCCCCAUCAGAAAAGGAAAAGGAAUCUCUCCAUUUAUCCCCAACCUGUCCAAUAAGAGCCUGACACUUAUGUAUGCAAUGAUACAGUAUGAUCCCGAUGAGCGAAUCUGUGCUCAUGAAGCACUGCAACAUCCUUAUUUCAGAGAAUUAAGGUUGGCAGAGAAACAAGCUUUAACCAUACACCGAAAAAUGAGAUUAGUAGAAAAUCCAUUAGAAAGGGAUUCUCUUGGCUUGCGGCGUGUGUCAAAGGAGGAUCAAAGGCAGAACUUUUUUAGGCAAACCCAGGAGAAUCCACUGGGACAUCAUGGACUUCCCAAUGCAGUUGAGUUGCCAAAACUGACAGUUCCUGCUGUAACCAACCUGACUUCUUACCCUAAUCCUUCAUUUCAGUCAGUUUUUACCCUCCCAGCAUACAACAGACAAGUCCAGGUUUUGCAGCCUAUAACAUAUUUUGGGACACAUCGCAAGUCUGAAAAACAGAAGGAAUUUAAAUCUCCUAUGAAACAGUACCACCUGCCUGCUCUGGAAAGACGAGGUGGAAGAUUUUGAUGGAUCAAAACACUCAUGAGCUGUCUGGAUUUUUUGAAACAGUACACAAAUGGCAAUAGUGCCUUAUCACCUCAAAUGCUGCAGCAAGAAGCUACAAUAAUCAUUCUUCAGGACUUACCCUUUUUUUUUUACAAGCCAACAAUGUAACCACCAUUUUUAUAGCUCAGAAUGCACUUUGAUUUUUUUAAAGGAGUUCCUAUUUUUUUUAAGUUUUCUUCUAUGGUGAUCAUAUAUUUAACGGUGUUGCGCUGGCAGGAGUGAAUUGUUCCAACUUUUAUACUAAAUGCUACAUUGUGUUUAUAUACAUAUACAUACACAUAUACAUACAUACGUGUGUGUGUGUGUGUGUGUGUGUGUGUGAAUUUCUGGGGAAGGGGUUGUACAUGUGACCAUAGGGAUAAUCAGAGCCAAUUUUCUUUAUCAUUUAGAAACAUCAAAAUUUAAAUAUAACCUAGUAUAAAAAUUUGUGUUCUCAAAUAAAUAAUAUAAAUUAGCAGGUCUUUGUAUGGAUGGUGGAUGAAAAAGAUCAGUUAUUACUCAAUAUUCCCUUGUAUGGAACACUAUAAGUAAGCUUUUGGUAGAUGUAUAUUGUCACACUGGCAUAGUUCAAUGUAGAAUGUUACACAUUUGUUUUGAAAAGGCCAUGAUGUUUGAAACUCUUGUGCUGGAGGAAAUAAUCCUGUCUAAAGGGCAUUUAAGUUAGCUUUUAUAGUGGUAUCAGUAAAAUACAUUUAUUAAAGGACUAAGAAGAUUUUUAUAGAUUAUGAGAUCAAGUACCAUGUCCUCUCACAAAGAACUGUCAAAUACCAUUACUCUGUAACAAGAAAAAAAAAACGAUGUACUGCACUAGAGUAAAAAAUAUUGAUACUGUAUAACAGUUGCACCUUAAAUAACAGCCAAAUAGCAAUGCUUCAAUAAAGUGGCAAAAAGAUAA
Molecule: messenger RNA, 3186 nt
Organism: Ahaetulla prasina
Lineage: Eukaryota; Metazoa; Chordata; Lepidosauria; Squamata; Colubridae
Gene: MOK
Product: MOK protein kinase
Exons: 13
Coding region: 1014-2252 (412 amino acids)
Biological process (GO): intracellular signal transduction; protein phosphorylation
Cellular component (GO): nucleus; cytoplasm
Molecular function (GO): ATP binding; protein serine/threonine kinase activity
Source: RefSeq, a predicted model, not a curated record